Cuscuta campestris is the source of this 1362-nucleotide messenger RNA. The record is from the annotation of a GenBank genome assembly. NCBI's taxonomy places the organism in Eukaryota, Viridiplantae, Streptophyta, Magnoliopsida, Solanales, Convolvulaceae.
UAUCAAUCAGAUGAAUUAUUCAAUACGAAGUCAGAGAUAUAUGGAUAGAAGAAUUUAUUUGAAGUGAUAUAUAAAUAUUGAGUAGGACCCAUGAUAAGCACUCCCACAUGAGACCCAUGUGAGUAUCACAUGGAGGAGGGCCUGAUGUGAUAUGGUAACUUCUCUUUAAGAUGGGAGGUCAUUCUCAAGAGAGAGAGGGAGACCAUUCUUUUCUUACGAGAUCCUAGGGAAGGGCCAAUUCCUACAAGUUCAUAUUACUUUUCUUCAUUCUUCUUUUUCUUUAAGUUUGGAGCUCAAUUAAUGGCUCCAAACUCCCCCCAGGAUUAAUAAAAGUCUCCCCUUGACAUGGCAUCGCCUAAAAAGGCUCGUAGUUUUUUUCCCAUUUUUGGUUUUCACAAAUAAAUAUUUUCUUUCCGCUUUAUUAAUUUAUUUAUUUUCUGGAUUUCGCUAUUCGGUGUGUGCCGACCCGGUACCGAGUGCGUUGGGUCGACUCCCCGAAAAUGCGGCUUCCAUCACUAACAUUUUAUAUAAGUGUGAUGCGUUAUAAUGAUACACAAUGUCAUUGCAAAUUUUUUUAAUUAAACUAACUUUUUUUUGUGUACAUUUGGCAUGCUUGUAUCUCUUUGGAACAAGAUAAUACGGAGGAUUUCUGUUUUCGAAUGGUGAGAUUUACAGACAACGGGAGUAGCCAUUUUUCUGCAGGAAACCUCACAUAUUCCGUGGCGCCUCAGAAGUCAGACCACCCCCUUAGAGUGCUCCAGCCUCCAUUACUUGCUACAUGAUCAAACGGCUGCUGCUCUCUUCCUCCCCUUCCCGCCUAAUUCUUUCUUACCAGGCCAACAACUUCCGCAAUUCUGACUUCAUCUCCUUUUCCUCGCCUUUGUCCCUCGGCCUCCGGCGGCCGAUCGGAUAUUCCAGAGUCUUCGCCAUGGCCGACGACCGCCACUCUCCCGGAAAGGCGCCGUCCGGUUCCCGCAACCACACCAACCGCCUCUCUGCCGAGCACAGUCCUUACCUGCUUCAGCACGCCCACAAUCCUGUCGAUUGGUAUCCAUGGGGCGAGGAGGCAUUUUUUGAAGCUCGUAAAAGAGAUGUUCCCAUCUUUCUAUCUAUUGGGUACAGCACAUGCCAUUGGUGUCAUGUAAUGGAGGUGGAGUCUUUUGAGGAUGAAGAGGUUGCGAGAUUGCUUAAUGACUCUUUUAUAAGUAUCAAGGUGGACCGAGAAGAAAGACCGGAUGUAGAUAAGGCACGUGGCACAAUUGUGUUUGGCUUAUGAAUAUGGACCCAACAGAUAAUCAUGUUAAGUUGAUUGCGUUAGCCGAUAAUCGAUCUUCUUAUUGGGAUGGAUAAUAGGUAAAUUAU